AUGGCCACGACCGCUGAGACUCUGUUUCGCGAAAAAUCGGUGGUUGGAGUCCGCGACUACAACUUGAAUCUCAAGCAGGAAAUAACUCGCGCAAGAGACACCUUUGACAAAGAGUUAAGCAAACGAUACACCGACAUACUGGCUGUGACUGAUGAAGUCGAAAUCUUGUUGCAAAAAGCUCGUCUGGCAGACACCAGUUUGAUGGACCUGUGUUUCAACGACUCGAAAUGCAAACUAGAGACUAUAUCAGAACCAGCAAAGGGAUUAAGCGCACAAUUGGAAUUCAUCAAUGGCUACAAUUCGGCCACUGCUGAAGAUUUUGGCCCCCCAGACGAAGCCUGCUGUACGCUGGCCGUAUCAGAGUGGGUUUUAGCGGUGCUGGAAUUCGUACAAGACCCAGGAUCCUUGAAAAACCUCGACUCGCUCGUAAACAGAUUUACCACCCUCAACCAAGUCAAGGUCCCCGAAGAGCUUUACGCAAUUAUAGCUCACAAGUGCGAAUCGCUUGAAUCGGUCAUCUUACAACACAAUUUGUCACUCACAGCGAGCCAUUGGGUCAGAUUGCACGAGCUGUUUCAUGCAGACCAAAGAGCACCCUUUUUCAAGUUCAACGAAGUCCAUGCAAUUGACGAUUUGGCUUUCGACUUCCUUUUGGGAAACGAAGACUAUUUACAGCGGAGUGCGACGGAAAUCGAAGUUCAAAAUUUCUUCAAAACACCUGUUUACAGAGCUAAAUCAAUAGAAAGAGCGCUGAAACUCAUCGACGACCAGUUCCAGAAAUACGAUAGUUGCGAACUUACGGAUAAACAAAGUGAUUUGGCUCUUUAUGGUGACAUCGACAUGCAGUCGCUGCAGCUUUUCAUCGAAAAUGUGGAUUCUUUCUGCAAAGGUGUCAUUGCUGCAAAGGAUCAAGAACUCAAUACUUUAGUGGAACGUGUAGUUGAAACGAUUGGGAAGCUCAAGAGCGCAGGUGCUGAUACAGCCGUGCUUGCGGAUAUUAAAGCACGUUUGACCAGUCGUGUGCAAAAGAGACUGGUGGAGCUCGAAAACGAGUUUCACGAGCCAGAUGUCAUUGCGUUGAAAUCACUUGAAAGCGUCGAUACCGAACAAUCUUCGAAGGCGGAAUUAGGAGGCCCAAAUAAGUUGCACGACUUGCAAUCUGUGGAGGAAAAAGGAGAUAUAGACGCACACAAAACGCUCUCUCCAGAGACUGAUCAAAUUCUAAUCGCACAAUCUGAAGCUGAAGCUGAGCAAGGAACUACAGACAGUAAAGAUAUCAAAGAUACGCCAAAGUCGGCUCGGGAAAAAGUCGAAAAGUCAUCCGAACAAACACAAGAGUUGUCAGAACAGAUUGAAGGACAGGGUCCAGGAAAAGAAAAUACACCAGUAAUCAAAACACCGAAUGAUGGGGAAUUGAAGCCGGUGGACCCAAAACAAGAAACAUUACAACUGGAACCGUCAAAGUUGGAAAACGAAUCGGAAGAGUCCGAAAUUCCAGAAACUCUGGAAAACCAAGACCACUCGUCAUCACCUACGCCAAAAAUUGAAAUUUCCGCGCAUGACGAGACAAUCAUAACGUCAAAAAGCUCUGAGGCCCUCGUGAAUACGGCAUUGAAUAUAACGAAUGCUCUUAAUCUUCAAAACCAUCUAAAGUCUCAAAUUCAGCUGAUUCAAACGCUAUGA
This is a messenger RNA of Lachancea sp. 'fantastica', 1683 nucleotides long. Lineage: Eukaryota; Fungi; Ascomycota; Saccharomycetes; Saccharomycetales; Saccharomycetaceae. The record is from the annotation of a GenBank genome assembly.